Messenger RNA from Callithrix jacchus (white-tufted-ear marmoset), 5844 nucleotides. Lineage: Eukaryota; Metazoa; Chordata; Mammalia; Primates; Cebidae. The record is from RefSeq and is a predicted model, not a curated record.
CCCGCCUCAUCAGCUCUCCCCAACUUCCUGCCUCCCGGCUUCCCGCCUCCCAGUUUCCUGCCACCCAGCUUCCCGCCCAGCGGUUUAAACUGACCAACUGUUGCCCGCCACCUCGGCUCUCUCGGCUUCCCCACUCCCUCAGCCCUUCAGUCCCCUAUAAAAGAACUCUGCUCCUCUGAGCGGCGCGGCCAUUUUCCUGUUCUUCCUGGCUGGUCCGCCCGGAGGCUCUUUCCUCUCAAUAAAGCCUGAACUUAAGACUUUCUUCUAACCUGCAGCCCGGUUUUUUUCUGAACGAGCUCUGUCUUCCCGUAGAGGGUAGGUCGGACAAGUGGUACCGAAACCCAGGAGUUGGGGCCGCUGGCCCAGCCACGGCCCCCUCCCCCGACCUACCCAACAUUGGCCCUGCCACCUCUACGCUCUGAUUAAGGUAAGCCAAGCUUUUUCUUGCUUUACCUUCCCCCGCUUCCCUUCUCCUCCUCCUACGGCACGGUGCAGUUGCUCCCCUCCGGCGUUCCGCACAGACUCCUCACCUAGUCUCGGCUGAGCCGAGGAAGUCCUCCGUUCCGGCUCCAGGAGCCUUCCGAGGGGUAGCUGCCAGACGGGGGACGCCCCUCUGACCGCUUCCCUAACCGUACUUAACUGUACUCCGGGGAAUUUGCAACGAAAGGGGACGCCUUUUCUUUGCAUCUACCCAACCGCGCCGGAGGGUCUGUAGCUAUGCCCGCCAUGGGAAAUUUGGAGUCCAAAAUACCUUCUAGCACCCCCCUUGGGUGCUUGCUGCGAAAUUUUACCAAAUUGGGAUACUCCCAAACCCUCAGAAAGAAAAAGCUUGUCUUCCUGUCCCAGGUGGCUUGGCCCCAAUACAAACUCAGUAACCAGUCACAUUGGCCCCCGACUGGCACUUUCGAUUUCAACACCCUCUGAGAUCUCGACAAUUUUUGUCGCCACACAGGCAAAGACAAUGAAAUUCCUUACGUUCAGGCUUUUUGGGACCUCCGUACCCACCCUGACUUAUGUUCUUCCUGCUCCACUUACCAAAUCCUCUUAGCUCGUACCCCUCGUAAAUCUUCCUCCACUACCUCUCCCCCUCCCUACUCCUCAUCGGAAGAUCUGCCUGAACAUCUGUCCCCUCCUGCCAACCUUGGCAACCAGUCGCCAUCAACAGCACACCCUUCCCCCACUCCCUCUGCACCUCCUACCUCAGAGGCCAUGCCUCGCCCUUCCUCCACUCCCUCUGGGCCCCCUCCCUCGGAGGCCGCACUUCCUCUUGCCUCCCAGGUGGCAGCCCACACCCGCUCUCACCAACCAACUAUCCUGGCCCCACUCCGAGAAGUAGCAGGCACUGAAGGCUUAGUCAGGGUCCAUGUUCCUUUCUCACUCCAAGACCUGUCCCAAAUUGAGAAACGGUUAGGAUCCUUCUCAGCCGACCCGUCCACCUAUAUUAAGGAAUUCCAAUACCUCACUGAAGCCUACAGCCUCACUUGGCAUGAUAUCCGUGUUAUCUGUACCUCCACCCUCACUGCAGAAGAGCACGAGCGCAUCCUAGCGGCAGCCAGACACCAAGCAGAUAAAGAUCAUGCUAUAGAUAACCAGAUCCCCCUAGGCCCCAAAGUAAUCCCAAGUGAAGACCCCCAAUGGGACUAUCAGGCUAGUCGAGGGUCUGAUAUACCCAAGAGAGACCGCAUGAUUAGAUACCUCCUCAGGGGAAUGGAUACUGUAUCUAACAAAGUUGUAAACUAUGAUAAACUAAGAGAAGUCACCCAACUACCCGAUGAAAACCCUGCCCUGUUUCUCACCCAUCUUCAAGACGCCCUUACCUGCUUUACUCGCCUAGACCCAGCCUCACAAAACUGGGCGACUGUCCUAGCAUCUCAUUUCAUAUCUCAGUCCGCCCCUGAUAUCUGGAAAAAACUGAAGAAGGUAGGAGAUGGCCCCAAAACCCCUAUACAGGACUUGGUAAAAAUGGCCUUUAAAGUAUUCAAUGCCAGGGAAGAUGCGGCUGAGGCUGCCCGCCAAACUCGCAUGAAGCAGAAAGUCGCUCUACAGACCCAAGCCCUAGUAGCAGCCCUUCGGCCGGCAGAAAUAACAAGGGUAAAGCAAAUACCCGCACCCCUCCCGGGGCGUGUUUCAAAUGUGGAAAAGAAGGGCACUGGUGAAAAGCCUGCCCCCAGCCACCCCUAUUUGUCAGCUCAUGGGACACUGGAAGUCGGAUUGCCCUAACUCACCUCAGGCCUCAGUUCCUCAAAACUCUGGCACGAGGGGGCAGCAGGGUAACAUCCCCCGGAGCCAGGCUUCUGCCUCAGCUGGUCAGGAGCCAGGCAUUCAGGAAUCUCCAAUCCCAAAGCUGUUAGGGUUCAGGGAUGAUUAACAGGGCCCUGGCUCCUCAACCUCAGUUACCCUUGCUGAGCCCAGGGUCAUGCUCCAGGUAGCGGGUGAGAGCGUACACGGGGGCUACCUACUCCGUUCUUCCCUCCUUUUCAGGCAAAUCCACCCCUUCCCAGGUCUCUGUUAUAGGAAUUGAUGGGUCCCCCUCCACUCCUCACCAAACUCCACCCUUAACCUGUCUGUUUGGCCCUUCCAUUUUUACCCACUCCUUUCUAGUCAUUCCCUCUUGCCCUGUACCUCUCCUAGGGUGAGAUAUCCUAGUAAAAUUGCAAGCUACCAUUACUUUUCCACACACAGAAACCUUCCUCUUACCCCUCAUCACCAACUCACCUUCCCCCCUUCCUCUGGCCGAACUCCUCCCUGACGUAAAUCCCAAAGUAUGGGAUACUGAUACCCCCACUGUAGCCUCACACCACCAACCCAUACUCAUACACCUAAAAGACCCCACAGCCUUCCCUUCUCGCCCUCAGUUUCCUAUCUCCAAAGUUCACCGCCUCGGCCUCCUACCUAUCAUAAAUAAACUGAAAGCUCAAGGACUACUCAUUCCUGCAAACUCCCCCUGCAACACUCCCAUUCUGCCUGUGAAAAAGCCCUCAGCUGGAUCAAAGCUUUCCCCACAGCUUAUAAAACCGCAGGAGUUGUAGCCGAGCACCUCAUCCGGGACAUCAUUCCCCGAUUCGGCCUUCCUUCUACCAUCCAGUCAGACAACGGACUUGCCUUUAUUUCUAAGAUCACCACUGCCGUUUCCACAUCCUUAGGGAUUCAGUGGAAACUGCAUGCAGCCUACCAUCCCCAGUCCUCAGGUAAAGUAGAACAGGCCAACGGCCUCAUCAAAGAACACCUAACAAAACUUGCCCUCGAACUCCGCCAGUCCUAGGUUACCCUACUUCCUAUUGCUUUGACAAGGCUUCGAGCAAGCCCCCAGGGCCCCUCACAACUCAGCCCUUUUGAGCUGCUAUACGGACGGCCCUUCUUACUCUCCUCCCCCCUACCACCAGACCCCCCUCCUCUAUCUACCUACCUGCCCUAUUUCACCCUCCUCCGAGCUCUUCUCCAAGAACACACUGAUAUCUCCCGUCCCCAGCCUGAUUCCUCCCCUAACCAAAUACAGAAAGUUUCCCCAGGAGACCUGGUCCUUAUAGAGUCACUCUCUCCAAAGCCACUAACUCCCAGGUGGGAAGGGCCAUACACAGUCAUCCUCACCACCCCCUCAGCAGUAAGAGUCGCCGAAAUCUCCUUGUGGGUGCACCUAACCAGAGUAAAGAGAACAUCUCAUGGGCCUCCCAAAUCCUCCUAGAAUGUUACCUCUACUGGUCCUCUAUCUCUUAAGCUUACCAGAACCCCACAACACCUCCAGUAACCCUCCUUCUUUUAUAUGGAGAUUCUACCUAACUGAAAAUUACACCAAAACCACACACAUUUGCAACACCCCUCCCUACAGCCACAACCACCUCCUCUCCACUUAUGACUGCCCCCCUACAGGGUGCAACUCACCCAUCUUUCUAAACUUCACUGAUUUCAAAAACAUACCCCGAAAUGACUUUUGGGGUCAUAAUCCUGUCCUCUGUUUUCUCUAUGAUCAAAAAGGCCCCUGCAAAAUGUCAUCUCACCUAAAUUGCAUAAGAUGCACCUGGACGAGUUGCGCCGCCCCCCCAGCACUCCAUAGCGCCGAUUACUCCGACUCCAAGCUGGAAUACCACAUUUUCAGCCGUCCUCCCUAUCACUCUGUCCAAAUCCCUGACCCUUCAAACUCCCGCUGGACCACACUCCAAAAAGCAGCUGUAUACGACACCAUAAAUACCGGGUACCCCUCCUCCCACCUCUAUAUCUGGAGAGCUUUGGUAGCUCUACCCGCUACCCUUAAAGAAGUUCACUCCUCCAUUCACACCCAGGAACAAACGCUGACCCAACAACUUCAGCCAUCCUCUCAACCUUUCUCAUGGCUAACCCUCCUCAAUGAAGGCCUAAAAAUCACUAACCAGCUUGCCAACCGAACGAGUCUACCAAAGCUAUCUUCAUGCCUCAUGUGCGCCACCCCAGGACAAAGCCCUUUAGUCGCAGUCCCAUCUAACACUCACGCCAGCUCCUCCAAACCGUCCUCCCGGGCUACCCCCAUAGCAGAUGUCGAGGUCUACCUGCCCCCAAACCAGCGAACACCAGUCUGCUAUGGGAACAGCUCUCCCACCUGCAGCCCCACUAUACCCAUAACCACCAAUCUCACCGCUCCUCAUGGAACCUGUUUAUGGUGCAACAGAACACUUUUCAAAACCCUCAACCCCUCUACACCCUCCCGCAGCCUAUGCCUACCAGUAACCCUCGUACCCCGAUUAACCAUUUACUCCCCAGCAGAGUUCCAACAACAAUUCAUACAUCAUCGUGUACGACGGGCCGCCUUUUUACCCCUCAUAGUAGGUCUCUCUCGCCGGAUCAGCCAUAGGAGCCGGAAUAGGGGGAGGAGCCCUAGCCCACUCCCGUCAGGCCCUAGCACGACUAACCUCUCAAUUUCAGGCCGCCAUCGACAAUUCUGCAGAAUCUUUAGCCUCUCUCCAAAGACAGAUCACCUCAGUGGUACAGGUCGCCCUACAAAAUCGCCGGGCGUUAGACCUCCUCACCGCCGAGCGAGGAGGAACCUGCAUCUUCCUACAAGAAGAAUGCUGCUACUACAUCAAUGAGUCCGGCCUAGUAGAAACCCGAAUUGAGAACCUCCAGAAGUUAACCUGCAGAAUCAAAAAUUCUCAGCUGAAGCCACAGCACAGUGGUCUUCCUCUGUGUAUACCCUCUUGUCCCCGUUGCUUGGGCCCCUGAUAGCCGUUUGCCUAAUCUUACUUAUCGCUCCUUGCUUUCUACAGUUCCUACAGCGGCGCUUUCAGGAACUAACUCGAGUCACCAUCCACCAGAUGCUGCUCCGACCUUACCCCGAACAGGUGCUGGAAGCGGACCCCUCCCCGAACAUCCAGGCUCCUUAGGAAAAGAAACCUCUUCAGAACCCCCCGUAGACCCUUGUCAGCAGGAAGUAGCCAGAGAGACAACCGACGCCCCUGACCCCCUCUCUUCUUUUCUUUAAGGAGUCGGGAAUGUUUGGAAAACUCUGUCCCUGUCGUGAAAGCCCUCCCCCUCCCACACAAAGGGACUCCCUUAUCUCUCACUCUACAUACCGUCCUGGCCUUCCCCCCGGCCGCAGCCACCUCCCGCCCGGCAACCGGCUGACCAAUCACCGCCCGCCUCAUCAGCUCUCCCCAACUUCCUGCCUCCCGGCUUCCCGCCUCCCAGUUUCCUGCGGCCCAGCUUCCCGCCCAGAGGUUUAAACUGACCAGCUCCCUAUAAAAGAACUCUGCUCCUCUGAGCGGCGCGGCCAUUUUCCUGUUGUUCCCGGCUGGUCCGCCAGGAGGCUCUUUCCUCUCAAUAAAGCCUGAACUUAAGACUUUCUUCUAACCUGCGGCCCGGUUUUUUUCUGAACGA